Molecule: messenger RNA, 1237 nt
Organism: Chara braunii
Lineage: Eukaryota; Viridiplantae; Streptophyta; Charophyceae; Charales; Characeae
Source: the annotation of a GenBank genome assembly
GUGGAUAUAUGGCGUGAGUGAAUCUCUAGACUGCAAAAGAUCUCCGUUAUUUGUUUUUGAGAAUAUAGACACGCUUGGUACGACGAGAGUAGAGAGACGAUAGGAUAUACGAGAUGUUCCUAACGAACGGCCCCACGGGGGGCAACGCGGUUGGCUUGGGCAAUGGGCAGGGGACGGGAAGCAACGGAAAAUCCAUUCACGAACGUGGUGCAGAACGGGGGAACCUGGGACAAGUACCACGGAGGCGGCGACAACGGCACGACGGGAGGUCGCGGGAACGGAUGCUACAACUGCGGGAAGCCCGGGCAUUUUGCCCGAGACUGUUGGGCGCGGAAGGCUCGGGGUGACACGAAUCCGCAAGGGGAUCCCGAAUUGGAGGAGAUCAAGGAGCACUUCCGAGCAAUGCAGAAGGGGAGAUUGGAGCUGGAAGAGAAGCGCAAGCUGGAAGAUGAGAAAAGGGCGAAGGAGGAGGAAGAACUUAGGAGGAACCUAGACUUUGGUCGUAAAGCUGAGGAAUUCAAACUACAACUACGCGCCGAACUGCUGGAGGAGUGGAGGAAGAACAAUCAGAUCGCCGAGAAAGCAAUGAUGAUGGACUCCGACGAAUCUCGGGAUCAGCGAACCCCCAGAGGGAGGAAAAAGAAGCCAGCGAGCAAACACAAGAAGGGUAGAGCGGUGAAGGGGAAAGGUGCGGUGGGAGAAACACCACCUAAGACGUUUGAGAGGGGUGAGUGCUCCGAGCCGGGGAAGACAGACCCGGGAGGGAACGGAAGGUUCCAUACUACGGAGAUCGUGAAGAACCACGCAGUCGGGGACGAGGCACGAGGCGAACCGAAGACGCCAUUGACGGGAAGCUACAAGGGGCUGGCAGCUGAAUGCUCCCAGAAAGGCCUCAUCGACUAUUGCAUUUCAGCACACAAGAUUUUUUCGGCGAAGAAGGCGGACGUGCUCGGGAGGAUUUGCGAGCAGAAAGGGAUAAAGUACACGACAAAGCCGGAGGUCGUGGAGAUCCUGGCUAGGCAACAGGUUCAGUUGGCAUAUGAUGACUUCGAGGAAGACCCGGGGGUGGUGAUGGGAGCAGUGAAGACCAAGGCUUUGGGAUCACCCCGGAAGGGGUUCACGAGGGAGCGGGAGACGAGCGGCCUGCCUACCCCGAGGAGGGUACCGCUGAUCAUCAGAUCAGCGUCGGAGCAGCCUACUGAUGACUCGGACUGACGGUGCCCGACCAACGCCGAAC